Molecule: messenger RNA, 750 nt
Organism: Carya illinoinensis
Lineage: Eukaryota; Viridiplantae; Streptophyta; Magnoliopsida; Fagales; Juglandaceae
Exons: 2
Coding region: 1-750 (249 amino acids)
Molecular function (GO): nucleic acid binding; RNA-DNA hybrid ribonuclease activity
Source: RefSeq, a predicted model, not a curated record
AUGGAAAGUGAGGGCUCAAGAAGAAUGGGGAGGCACAAGCUAUGGAAAGACCUAUGGAGUAUGAAGAUCCCAACCAAAAUCAAGAUUUUUACAUGGAAGGCCUUUAAAGAAAGCCUGCCAACAAAGCAUAACCUGAUGCUAAGAAAGGUACUGAAUGAAGAUUUUUGCAAGUUAUGCAACACUAAAACUAAGGAUGUAGCUCAUGCUCUAUGUUUCUACCCUUCAGUAAGAGAGGCUUGGGAGAAACAGUUGCCUUUUAUCUUCUCCUCUGACCUACCAAAGAUACGAAACCUUUCAACUUUUGAAGACAAAGUCAUCUAUAUUGAGCAAGCCAUAGCCCAUGCCUUGGUUGUCCAGCAUGUUUAUAAAGCAACCCAUGGCCAACCUUUGAAGGCUGUGAGACACCACUGCCGUUGGGAAUUCUCCCCACCAGGAGUUUUCAAAUUAAAUGUGGAUGGGGCCACCUUCCUGAACCAACACAAUGCCGGCAUUGGGGCCAUCUUGAGAGACAGUAAAGGAGAGGUACUCAUGGCAGCAAGCAAGAAGGAACAUGAAAUCAGGAAUGCAACAAGUAUUGAGAUGCUUGCAAUCUUCAGGGGACUUCAGCUGACUGCUCACCUGGGAAUUCAACACCUCAUUAUAGAAAGUGAUGCAUUGAACUUAGUUCAGGAAUUGCAGAAACCAGAACCCUCAAUGGCUUUGGUUGGAAAUGUGAUCAAGGACACUAAAGAGGUUAUGAGUCACUUCUAA